Molecule: messenger RNA, 3630 nt
Organism: Cataglyphis hispanica
Lineage: Eukaryota; Metazoa; Arthropoda; Insecta; Hymenoptera; Formicidae
Product: GTP-binding protein Di-Ras2
Exons: 7
Coding region: 894-1697 (267 amino acids)
Molecular function (GO): GTP binding; GTPase activity
Source: RefSeq, a predicted model, not a curated record
CACGUCCACAUGUAUGUAUAUUCUUCUACUGAAUACUCUAAAUCUUCCAAAUAUUUAAGGGGAGAAAAGAAUCGCGAGAAAAAAAAAAUGGAAGAAGCGCAGUUAAGGGUAGGACAGCCUGCGGACGGCCAGUAGUGAUGAUAUUGCGCAGACUCCUUGAAAGUGACUCGGUCCGACUCGCAGUAGUCGACAUUAAGCGCUUCGUCGACGGUCAGUGCCGUCUCGUCGUCGGAUCGAGGACGAUUCCUUCCGCGUUUUCGUUCGUCGUGAUCGCGUCACGUUUUCCGCACUUCGAGGAAGUCCCGGACGAACGCGCCCUUUUCCGAUUCCGAAUCAGGCUCGUCGACGGAACGUUUUGAAUUUAAAAGAUUAAAAUUUAAACGAUCGACCGAGAUAGAAGAUAUAAAUGAGAAGAAGACGCAAAAGCUGCUGAUUACGCAAAGCAUAUUACGACGUAAUGGAGUUUUAAUUCGAGUCGCGGACCGGGCGGACAGCCGCAAUUUCCCCGAGGAAGAUGCAAGAUCCCUCAGGAUCACAGCGUAAACGGGGUAAGUGAAUGGAGAAGUCGACGACGGACGACGUCGUCGGUCGAAAAAACGCGAUCGUCUCGGAGCGAUUGAUCGUGGUUGAUCGAUCCCGAUCAAAAGCCACUACCACCAUCGAUUCGUUCCUGACCGCGAGGUCUAGGUCAGGAAUCGCCGAGGGGGAUCGAAUUAGUAUCCUUCGGACGAAGGAAGAGCGCCGGGUAGAACGGGUGAGGUAACUAUAUUGGAUUGCAAGGAGGAGAAUACGUCGAUCGACCUCCUCCUUGGUGUGAUGCCUUCCUGAAGCUGCAGCAUUCUCGCGGUCGUGCUCAAGAUCACCGCCAAACGAAGUUCGACCAAACGCAGAACAUGGCCGAUCUUGAGAGGAUCAGAUUGGUGGUGCUCGGAGGCGCCGGGGUUGGCAAGAGCGCCAUUAUACGCCGAUUGCUUGGCCAGGGUUUCAGCGAGCGAUACCGGCCCACCGUGGAGGAUCUGUACUCGCGGGAAUGUGUCCUCGGCACCUUGACCCUCAAGGUCGAUCUCUUGGAUACUGCGGGUGAUCUGCAGUUUCCCGCGAUGAGACGGUUGAGCAUAGCCACCGCCCACGCAUUUUUGCUCGUGUACGCAACAACAUCAUUACCGAGCUUCGAGUGCGUGAAACGUUGCUUCGAAGAAGUGAGAGAACAACGGCCCGAUUUUCAGGAAGUACCAAUAGUCGUCGCCGGGAACAAGCUCGACCUGGCGCCGGCCCGAAGGGAAGUACCCAUCGAGGAUGUAAGCGAAUGGCUGUUUUGCGAGUUACCAAAGUUACGCGCUAAAGUGAUGGAAUGCUCGGCAAAGGACGAUUAUAACAUUAAGGAUAUAUUCAGGUGUUUCGUCACGCUUUCCAGAAUCGUGCCGAAAAAUCCUACCGGCGAGGCCGACGAGUCGGGACUCAGGAGGAGAUGUUCGGCAUACGGAUCUCGCAGGUCCGGCAGUCCUGGCGGCAGGACUGGCAGUGCGGGUCCCGGUGGAAAUCCUCAGCAAGUAGUCGCAGCUCAGGGCUCCAGUGUCGUCGCUGUUACCGAGGAGGUGAAGAGCAAGCCGCGUAGUCGCAGUCUGAUCAGACGCGCCUCGAGAAAGACGAAACAACAGAUCAGGGAUGCCCACGCUGAUGAUUGCAACAUCUCUUAAAGCCCGAUCGUACUUAAUGAGGAUCGAGGAGGAAAUAAGUCUCGUCGCGGAUCAAGAGAUCGAGAUAAAAUUCCGAUUAUUAUUGCAAUGGGAAACCCGGUGUUUUCGAGUCAUUUGGUCAAAGAAACAUAAAUGCAUUAAACGUAAGAUUCGAGAUUGCGCUCGCGAUAUUUGCAAGAAAGCGAUUUACGGCAAAUAAAAUCUUUUCACGGCUGCUAGACGACGCGGAUCAACAUUUACUUAUACUUGCUUACCUAAUUCACCUUGAUUUACGAGACUUUGAAAGCAAGAAAGAAGUAAACGCAGUAAGCUGAUAAAGUGACUAUAAUUCUAAAAAGAGUCUUGAGAAGCUCGAGAAGGUAUAAACCGUCGCGCCGACUUCAUACAGUACGUUUCAAAAAAUAUAUGUAUCGAUGGCAGGAGUAUUAUUAUCAAAUCCUAAAUUUCAGAUUGGCUUUUUUUUAGCAAAUAUUAAAUGCCCAAGUAUUAAAUAUUCAAUACAAAAUUUUUUCACUUAGAUAAUACUAAGUAUUUUAAUGUUUAAAUGUAUUGUAAGUAAGUAAAGAAUUAAAUUUUCAUUGAAAAAAUUAAUGCAAUUAUAUGAAAAAAAGAAUCUGUAAUCGAUAUACAUUUCUUUUGGAACACCUUGUAUAUAGGUAUACUAACGAUGUGAACGUGAAAUUGAUGUUUUAUGGCAGAUAUAUAAUUUUUUCAACGAACGAAUAAACUCUUAUAUUUCUUGAUGUAAAUACUUAUGAUUAUUCAAAUGAUAAAAGACUACAUUAUAUAUUAAAAAAUCAUAUUUUUGUGUGGCGAAAGGAGCAAUUUUAACAAUUAAGCAACAUUUUCUUACGAUUAUUUUUGGAGUGUUCUCAGAGCAUCCCAAAAUAUAUGAUACAAAGAAUUAUUGCACAUAGAAAAGUUUGUUUAAUAUAAGAUACAUGUUGAAUGUUCAUAUUCACACACAUAAAACAUAUAUAAACAGACAUAUCAUUUUCUUUCUCCAAUUUAAAUAUUUCCUAGAAAUUUUAAAAGAUUCUACAGAACGUGCACUAAUUAAUUGCAUAAGAACUUAUAUAUAAAAGCGUUGUUUUACCUUCGCAAAUGCAAGCAUAAAGUGCGAGAUUCGUUCAAAAAAUUCGUAAAAUUAAGAAAAAAAAAGAAAAAAAGAUAAAAUAAAAAUAAUGAAAUAACAAAAAUGUUAUAGUAUUAAACAAAUAUUAUGAAAGUCUUAAAAAAUCAUACGAAAAGAUCAAAAGAAUUUUUUGUGAAUUUUGAACAUCUGACGAGAUCUUACUAAUAAGACAAAAGUGAGAAUAAAAUCAAAAACGCCAAUUUAAAGUACGGCUUUUUGAAAAAAAUUAUAGCCUUUCUUAGUUAUUCAGGAUAAGAAAAUAAGUUAUUUUUAAUAUUUUUUCGAUACCCUAUUCGAAGUUGCAAUGAACAAUUGACAGAACAUUGUGUAUGUGACAAAAUGUUAAUCGUUAUCUAAAAUAAUUAUUAACAAAAAUGUUUAGUAAUAUCUGGCAAAAUUAAAAUCAAUUUAAAUGUCAAUUAGGCACACAGAAGUUUUGCAACACAUACUACGCUUAUGAUUAGAUAUGUACGCUUGACGACCAUUUAAAAGAUUCAGAAAUGUACUUUUAAAACCUUUUAUCUCACGCAAUGCACAUUCAUAAUUGUUGUAUAAAUAUUAAUUUUAUUUGUGUCACAAGAAAUUUCAGACACGCGAAUAACGCUAACGUGCAAAAAGAAAAUCGUUUGCAAAUUACAAAUUAUACUCUUCAAAGCAUAAAGUAUCUCUCUUUUUCUUACCUCUUUAGUUAUAUUUUUGUUCAGAUGUGAUUCUCUCUCUUAUAAUUCUUAUGAUAAUAAUAAUGAUCAGUUACUACAAUCUUGUUUUAUAUUACAUAUUAUAGUCAUAAAAAUACAU